GCCGCAAGCUACGCACUGUCUACUGCGGACUACAUGGAGCAGCAGCAACUCCAGAAUUCGCAGCAACAGCAGCAGCAACAGCGAGUAGUCCGCAGCUCAAGCACCAAAAAGACAGCACCGCGCGCCCAUAUAAUCGGGCAGCAACGGCGUUGGCAUGAAUAUGAUGUCGAUGGUCAGAAUGGCUCUGGCAGCGGGCAGAGCGAGCGAGAGACAUCGCCAUCGAUUCCGCUUAUGUUUGAGCAGCAGUGCCAGAACAUGAGCUUUGACAUAGAGGCGGCCUCGUCGGCACUGUCAGAAUCCAUGCUGUUAAGUGGGCCGACCAUGGGCAACCACACCAAUGCAUUCAUGCCAUGCUUUCGGAACACCACCAAGAACAGCAGCAACAGCAGCAAUGUCAGCAGUAGCGGCGACACAGUCUUUAAAAGUGCCUCGCCGGAUGCCAAUCGGGCAGACACUGUAGUUGGCUGGAUUGACUCUAACGACUUUAACUUCCUUGCCGAGCUCAUCAGCGUGUCAGGCGGUCAGGGCGGCGGUGUUAUCGAGUCUUGUAAUUUCAAUAGCAGCGUCAGCUCUGGAGGCAACAUGUCCUACAUUGCAGAAAGCAUGGUUGACACAGGCAAAUGUCCUAAUAUGUUUACGCUAGCCAACUCCGGUACUGACAUCCGCCAGAAUGCCAUGCAGCCAUCCGCCACUAGCCACCUGGACCAUACUCCAUCGCCGACAAAGACGCACACUGACAGCGAGACGCAAUUCAGGUCGGGGACAAAGGUCAGCGCUCCAUCAGCUGGCGGUGCGGAAUCUGCGCAUGGCUUGGCGUCACCGCUCGCGUUCGGAGCAGCGUUAUUUGGCAAAUCAAAGACGCCGUAUCUGCUGGAUGGCAGCAAUGGCUUCUAACAUGCGCAUUUGUAACGACACAAACAUGCUUGAACUUUGCCAUGUGCUAGCAUUUAUAAAUUUCUAGCUUGCUGCUGCGUACGUGCAAGCGUAUGCCAGCCUGCCUGACUGCAUAUUUAGUUUUCAUUAUUUUCUGUUUCUGUUUCCAGCAAUUUUAUAUACUAUUUUC
Kickxella alabastrina is the source of this 1063-nucleotide messenger RNA. RefSeq lists its product as uncharacterized. NCBI's taxonomy places the organism in Eukaryota, Fungi, Kickxellomycota, Kickxellomycetes, Kickxellales, Kickxellaceae. The transcript is spliced from 4 exons. Bases 34 to 894 code for a protein of 286 amino acids. The record is from RefSeq and is a predicted model, not a curated record.